This is a messenger RNA of Plutella xylostella (diamondback moth), 6307 nucleotides long. RefSeq names its product disco-interacting protein 2 (gene DIP2). Lineage: Eukaryota; Metazoa; Arthropoda; Insecta; Lepidoptera; Plutellidae. The record is from RefSeq and is a predicted model, not a curated record.
AACUUUAGUUUCUAACAAAUCGCGAUCGUGAACUAUUCAAAAUUCAAGAUGGCCAAGUGCUACGAUGGUGGCUUCCAGUGUUGUCGUUAUUUUUAGUUAUUUUGUGUGAAAAUUGUGGAUUUUCGCAAUGGCUGACUUAAGUGUUGAUAUAUCAAAAUUACCUGACGAUGUGAAAGAUAAAUUGGCCGAGUUGGAGUUGGAGUUAUCCGAGGGGGACAUCACACAGAAAGGAUAUGAGAAGAAGCGGACGCGGCUGCUGGCGCCGUUCCUGCCGCAGCAGCAGCCACAAGCCGGUGCGAUGGGGCUGCGCAACCCGCGCGGCGAGGGGAGCGGCGGCGGAGGCGGCAGCGGCGGCGGGGGCGGGGGCAGCGGCGGCGGCAGCGCCAGCGGCAGCGCCAGCAGCCGCCAGCAGACCCGCUACCGCCGCACUCACCGCCGAGUCACCCACAACGAGAAGAGAUACCACUCAGAAGUGAGGCAGGAGGCGGUGCAGCAGGCGCUGGCGGAGAUGCAGACACGGCCCAAGCCCUCGCUGCCCAUGCCCUCCAAGAGGACCUCCAUGAUGGCCAAGAGCCCCGACCGCGACCGACACGAACUUUCUUCCAGCUCUGACGACGACUCCUGCGCGGGCGACGAUCUGCCGCCGCCGCCGGAGCUGGGGUCGCCCCCCGCGCGCCGCCCCGCUGCCCCGCGCCCCCCGCUCAACCUCAACCCCGUGCGCGAGCGAGAGCGCAUGCGCGACGACCGUGAGAGGGAGAGGGAGCGCGAACGCGAGCGCGAGCGAGCCAAGAAACACGAGCAACCGCCCAGGACCGAGAUCGACCUGUCUGAGCUCAACCAACAUAUGCCCACGUACAUCCAACCAGACGUGACUCAUACGACAUCAGGAGCCCGCCGUGGUCAGAACAACGUGGUAGCCGACAGGGUACAAUGUUUUACCCAGAGCGAGGACACAGGCACCGGCACUGGCCGAUGGAAGGUCUCCGCCAAAAUACAGCAGCUGUUGAAUACCUUGAAGCGGCCCAAACGCCGCCCGCUCCCGGAAUUCUAUGAGGAUGAUGAUAUAGAACUGGAGCUGGCGGCCAAUCCGAAGGACCCCAACGCGCCCAAGCCCGAAGGCGGCACAAUGACCCCAGCCGUCGGCGAGCAACUAGUAGUCCCCGCCGGCGUCCCGCGGACUCUCGAGGCAGCUCUUCAACGCUACGGCACCGCCAGCUUCAAGGCCAACGUCGCCACCGUGCUCGACCCCAACGGGAAACUCAGCAACUCUCUCACUUACGGCAAGCUGCUCAGCCGCUCGCUCAAGAUCGCGCACGCGCUGCUCAACAAGACCUUCACAUCCAAGACCAGCAGCGCCGGACCUCUCUCCGGAGACAGCUCCAUCAAACCCGGGGACCGCGUAGCACUGGUCUACCCCAACAACGACCCGAUCAACUUCAUGUGUGCACUAUACGGCUGUCUUCAAGCCGGGGUUGUGCCGGUCCCGAUAGAAGUGCCUCUGACGCGCCGCGACGCUGGGUUGCAGCAAGUCGGGUUUCUGCUGGGGUCGUGCAGCAUUCAGUAUGCGCUGACUAGUGACAAUUGCUUGAAAGGGUUGCCAAAAGCGUCAUCCGGCGACGUGGUGUCCUUCCGCGGCUGGCCGUCCCUUCAGUGGGUGUCAACCGAGAAGCUGCCGCGGCCGCCUCGUGACUGGAUCCCGCCGCCGCGCCCGGCCGACGACACGCCGGCCCACAUCGAACACACGUCUGCUGCCGACGGGUCCGCCAUGGGCGUUAUUGUCACUAGAGCGGCGAUGCUGGCCCACUGCCGCAUGCUAUCAGUGGCCUGCCAGUACACCGAGGGGGAGCACAUGGUGUGUGUGCUGGACUUCAAACGCGAGACCGGCCUGUGGCACGCGGUACUCACGAGUGUCCUGAACGGCAUCCACGUUAUCUUCAUACCGUACGCCUUAAUGAAGAUAAGCCCUGCAUCGUGGAUGCACAUGAUUACGAAGUAUAGGGCUUCAGUGGCUAUCGUGAAAUCGCGUGACCUGCAUUGGGGGCUGUUGGCCACUCGCGACCACAAGGAGAUCGCUCUAAACUCUCUGCGGAUGCUCCUAGUGGCCGACGGGGCCAACCCCUGGUCGCUUUCCAGCUGCGACCAGUUUCUAUCGGUGUUUUCCAGCAAAGGGGUGCGCGGCGACGCGAUCUGCCCAUGCGCCUGCAGCAGCGAGUCUAUGACGGUGUGCGUGCGACGCGCCGGCAAGAGCGGCGCGACCGCCGGCCGCGGCGUGCUGUCCAUGUCGGGGCUCAGCUACGGCGUGGUUCGAGUGGACGCCGAGAACUCGCUCACGUCGCUCACGCUGCAGGAUUGCGGCCAGGUCAUGCCGUCCUGCGUAAUCGUGGUGGUUAAAAUGGAGGGGCCAUCAUUCCUGUGCAAGACGGAUGAGGUUGGCGAGAUCUGCGUGUUAUCCGGGGCAACCGGAUCUGGAUAUUGGGGACUUCCGGGGCUGACCAAUACGGUGUUCCGCGUCCGCCCAUUGGACGCCGACGGGGAGCCAAUAGGCGAAGAGCAUUACGUGCGCAGCGGACUUCUUGGAUUCUUGGGGCCUGGGGGCUUAGUGUUCGUGUGCGGCUCGCGCGACGGUCUGAUGACGGUGACGGGGCGCAAACACAACAUGGACGACAUCAUCGCCACGGUCCUGGCCGUGGAGCCGAUGAAGUUCAUCUACCGCGGCCGCAUCGCCGUGUUCUCUGUGCGGGUGUUGCGGGACGAGAGGAUCUGCAUCGUGGCUGAGCAGCGCCCCGAUUGCGGGGAGGAGGAGUCAUUCCAAUGGAUGUCUCGAGUGCUCCAAGCCGUAGACUCGAUCCACCGCGUCGGCAUCUACUGCCUGGCUCUCGUUCAGCCGAACUACCUCCCGAAGACGCCGCUAGGGGGCAUCCAUCUGAGCGAAUGCAAGCGCCGGUUCCUGGACGGCACCCUGCACCCCGCCAACGUGCUGAUGUGCCCGCAUACUUGUGUCACCAACCUGCCCAAGCCAAGGGAGAUACAUUCCGAUGUGGGCCCGGCCUCGGUGAUAGUGGGCAACCUGGUGCAGGGCAACCGACUGGCUUCAGCACAGGGCCGCGACAUGGGCUACUCCGACGACUCGGACGCCGCUAGGAAGUACCAGUUCAUCAGCCAGAUCCUCCGCUGGCGCGCGCAGAGCACGUCCGACCACGUCAUCUUCACGCUGCUCAACUCGAAGGGUUCCGUCGCGAAGGCGCUCACCUGCGUCGAACUACACAAGAAGGCCGAACGCAUCGGGAACCUGCUUCUAGAGAAGGGAAGAGUCAACACCGGCGACCAUGUGGCUUUAAUCUUCCCGCCGGGAAUAGAUCUGAUCUGCGCGUUCUACGGCUGUCUGUAUGUCGGUGCGGUGCCGGUGACCAUCCGCCCGCCGCACCCGCAGAACCUGCACACCACGUUGCCGACUGUGCGCAUGAUCGUGGACGUCAGCAAGGCCACCCUCGUGCUGUCCAACCAGUCCGUCAUCAAGCUGCUCCGCUCCAAGGAAGCCACCAGUGUGCUCGACAGCAAGGUCUGGCCGCUCAUCCUCGACACCGACGACAUGCCCAAGAAGAAGCUGCCCAUCAUGUACCGAGCCCCCACAGCGGAGAUGCUCGCGUAUCUAGACUUCAGUGUAUCAACUACCGGCAUGCUAGCCGGCAUCAAGAUGUCUCACGCGGCCGUCACCACGCUCUGCCGCUCAAUGAAGAUCGCUUGUGAGCUGUACCCUUCGCGACACAUUGCUCUCUGCCUCGACCCCUACUGCGGACUCGGGUUCGCUCUGUGGUGCCUCAGCAGCAUCUAUUCAGGCCACCACUCUAUCCUGAUCCCGCCAUCCGAGGUAGAAGUGAACCCGGCGCUCUGGCUGACCGCUGUGUCGCAGUACAAAGUUCGCGACACCUUCUGCUCUUACGGAGUAAUGGAGCUAUGCACCAAAGGACUGGGCAGUUCCGUGAACACCUUAAAGGCCAAAGGCAUCAACUUGGCUUGUGUAAGAACCUGCGUAGUAGUCGCAGAAGAGAGGCCACGCAUAAACCUGACCAACUCGUUUUCGAAGCUGUUUUCCGCGCUGGGGUUAUCGCCACGUGCCGUAUCGACAUCCUUCGGGUGUCGUGUGAACAUCGCGAUCUGCCUGCAGGGGGCGUCUUCGCCGGAGCCGUCGACCGUGUACGUGGACCUGCGGGCUCUGAGGAACGAUCGCGUCUCGUUGGUGGAGCGAGGCAGCCCGCACUCGCUGUGCGUCAUGGAGUCGGGGAAACUGCUGCCGGGAGUCAAGGUGAUAACAGCGAACCCGGAGACGAAGGGCCAGUGCGGGGACUCGCACCUCGGCGAGAUCUGGGUGCAGUCGAGUCACAACGCGAGCGGCUAUUUCACCAUCUAUGGGGAUGAGUCGGACUAUGCGGACCACUUCAGCGCGCAACUCGUUACUGGGAACACCGGCGAGGUAUACGCCCGCACAGGCUACCUAGGCUUCCUGCGCCGAACGGAGCUCACAGCGACCGCGUCGACGGACGACACGGCGUCCAUCCUGACGCGCGACAGCGACACGGAGUCCCUCGCCUCAGCCUGUAGCGCCGGGCCCGAUGCCCAUGAUACUCAUGAUGCGGUGUUUGUCGUCGGCGCUCUAGACGAGACUAUCAUGUUGAGGGGCAUGCGGUACCAUCCCAUAGAUAUCGAGAACUCGGUCAUGCGGUGCCAUAAGAAGAUUGCUGAGUGCGCGGUGUUCACGUGGACGAACCUGCUGGUGGUGGUGGUGGAGCUGGACGGCAGCGACAGCGAGGCCCUGAACCUGGUGCCGCUGGUCACCAACACUGUGCUAGAGGAACAGCAUCUCAUCGUGGGCGUGGUGGUCGUGGUAGACCCCGGCGUCGUGCCCAUCAACUCGCGCGGCGAGAAGCAACGCAUGCAUCUUAGAGACGGCUUUCUCUCCGAUCAGAUUGACGCCAUCUAUAUAGCGUAUAAUAUGUAGAUUUUAGUCGUGGUAAGAAUGGUAUCGGAACGAAAUUGGUGGUAAGCUGGCAUUGGUUGGGAUUAGUGUGGUGGGGGAAAUGUGGCGCGUUGAGGUUUUAUUGGCGGUGGCGGCAUUGAUAGCAAGGUUGGGGGGGCUAGCGGUAUCGCCACCGCCUGUGAAGACUUUGACGUGAGAUUUUUCCGCUGCUGUAGCACGAGUGCCUGCUUGCAAUGUCUGAAUGAAAAGUUAAAUGUGUGCUGAUAAAAAUCAUUCUGUCAUCCUCUAAAACGUGAAUUUAAAGAGUGACAGCAUGGUUUUUAUGCCGCAGAUAACAUUUAUCCAGAUUUUGUGUAACAGGCGCAAGUCUAGAUUGUAUUGUGAAUGAUAGUGUGGAUGGGUUAUUGAACUGAACCAGAGCGGUAUGUUUGAGCAAUGCUCAUGAUUACUGAAGAAUCGAAUUGAUUGUAUACCCAGUGUCUGGAUAUUGAGUGUAAAUGUACUAGCUUACAGUAGGUACUAUUAGCUAGUACUUAUGUUUAACUUCUUAUCUGAUUAUUUACUAUUAUUGAUAUCCUAAUUCUAUAUUAUGUAUACUUUGUAAAAGUAUAAUAUUUUGUUAUGUUAUAUUCAAAUCGAAAUUAAUGUUUCGGCAUAGACUGUUUAUAAAUAAUUUAAGAUUAUAUAAUUUUUACUCUUAUAUCGACAUUUACUUUACACAUCUUGAUUUAAGUAUAACUUAUGUAAUUAUUAUCCUUUUAGUGAACAAAUUUCAAUUUCAGUUGAAUUUCAGCAUUUCUUUUUACAAAAAAGAAUAACCCGGAUAGUUAAUUUUGUCACCUAGAACAAAUAGAAUGUUAAUCUUACAUUAUAAUCAUAAAGUAAAUGUUAAGCUGGCCACCAACGAAUGUUCCAAAUGGGUUAAUCCAAAUGGAGAUGAAUUUGUUUCGCUACAAGUUCGCUAUCCAUGGAUGACAUCCAUUUGGAGCGAUCGAGGGUGGUCCUUUAAAGUAGUGAGUAGGAUUUCUCAUGUUGUUAGACGAUGGUUGCGUUGGAACAACAGAUUGCUAUUGUUUGACAGGGCAGUGUAAGCCGCGUGGACUAGAGGCCCGUGUUCCAACAGCCAUAUUUAAUUAUCUCAUUAUAUUGAUGUCUAAGGUUCAGUAUAUCGGAACCUCUCAAUGUUAUUUCACCACUAUUUGUGUCCAACGAUUCUUCAGAAUCUGAAAUAGAAAAUAAAUAUGUAACGGUUCUAAAAACAUGCUAUUCAACACCCGUAUAGCGGUGGCCAUAAUGUAUUAUGAAGUUUAAAUAAAGAUUAGCACAAAAAUA